CUUUUCGGUGGUUGCAAAGUGCCAAUUAUUAUUACCAGUUUUAAUAGCUAUAGUGUUUCCAGUAUUCCAACACCGAUAUCCUGUUCGUUUUACAAAAAUUUAAACUGUUGCCAUUGCAAAGCCUCGACAAGAGCCUCACAUCACACCCCCAACUCCGUUGAAGCAACAGCGCAUUUCGAAAAUUUUUGGUUGUAAUCAACAGCUGUUGGUUGUUUAUUUUGCUCAAAUUCCAUUGCCUCCGUAUUCGUAAUACCAAAACAGAAGGAAUUAAGGCGUUUCCCAUUGCGCAUGCCCCAAGUUUUUUACAUUUCACUCUGCAGUCCCGAAUCACUAAUGACACCCUUACCGGAGGGUAGUAACCAGCAAUAGUCAAAUCGAAAACAUAAAGCAUAGAAACAGAAUCUGAAAGCGAAGCGAAGAGCAAAGCAACAAAAAAUGUGGUCAGUGAAAAAUUUGUGUGCAAAAUUGAAAAAUAAAUGCAGCUAAUUAAAUCGAGCAAUCAGAGCGAAAUUCGGCGCCAGAGGUAUUCGUAGCAAUAACUACUAUAACUACAACAAUAACAGCGGAUAUCAAAACAAUCACGAGCAAAGUAGCUUUCACAAUCGCAGACGUGGGAAUUUAUUGUGGAAAAUGAGCGGUAGCAGCGGCGGAGGUUACGCAGGCAGCGGUGCCAAUGGGCGUCUGGCGGCAGCACAAUCACUGCAAAAUGAGCACGCCGAAGCGCUACUGGUGCAGCUAAAUGAGUUCCGUAAAAGAGAACAGUAUACGGACGUUUGUCUGAUUUGUGGCGAUGUUCGCAUUGUGGCCCAUCGGAAUAUACUCGCCGCAGCGAGCCCUUACUUUCAGGCUAUGUUUGGUGGCAAUUUUCCGGAGAGUUCGCAGAGCGAGGUUCACAUUCAUGAAAUGGAUCCGCAUUGCUUGGAGUUAGCCGUUGAUUUCAUCUACACCGGACACCUGGACAAUUAUGUGGAUUGUGUGCAACAGUUGUUGGAGACUGCGGCAUUUCUACAGUUGGAACAUUUGCUGGAUUUGUGUACGGAAUAUAUGUGCGUGCAGUUGGAUGCUGAGAAUUGUCUGGGUUUUAAACAUUUCGCAGAGAAGCAAAAUAACUUCACGCUGCUGGACUCCGCUUGUCAAUACAUUAUAACUCAUUUCAAAGAGGUGGUGAAGAAUGAGGAGUUUCUGGAGAUGAGUUAUUCAGAGCUCAGCAAUAUUUUGGCCAACGAUGCUCUUUACGUGCACUCAGACGACGCUGUGCUCUGUGGUCUGACGCGUUGGGCCGAGCAUCGACCUGCAGAGCGCACAGCCAGUUUGGCACCGCUCUUACGCUAUAUACACCCAGCCUGCGUCUCAGCCGAAGUGACACGUUCACUGCCCAUACUUAAACAGUGUGCGGAGAGCCAAAAUUGGUUACGUGAUGUCUUGCACAGCGCGGACAGCAUGGAAUGGCAAAUCUUCGUACUGGACAAAAUGGGUCGCAAGCCGGAGUUGCAACGUUUCAAUUUGACAUUCGAGGAGGCCACGCAGCUGCAACCGUUGCCCCGCCCGGCCUUUGCUGUUAGCUUAACGGCACACAAGAACAUACUAUACGCUCAAGGAGGCAGCGUGGGUCGGAGCACACGCGAGUGUUUCUAUUAUAACAUCUAUCGCGAUCAGUGGCAUGAUUUGCAUCCCCUGUUGAUGGAGCGUUCUCAUCAUCGUUCGGUAAUUUUGAAUGGUUGUUUGUAUGCGCUCGGCGGGAAUACGUUACAAGGGGCCACUUGUACCGUGGAGUGUUUGAAUUUGGUGACGAAUAAGGCUACUUUUCGUGAGAAUAUGUUGGCAAAGCGUAAUGCAAUGGGCGCUGUAGUGUGCGACAACACACUCUACGUGAUGGGCGGCGAGACGGAUCAUCAUUCACUGUACUCGGUGGAGCGCUAUGAUCCGCGUGUCGGGCAAUGGCAGGAGAUGCCCGCUAUGCGUGAGGUGAACAGUUAUUGCUCAAGUGCCACCUUUGGGUCGUACAUCUACUGUUGCGAGGGUCUCGGUAGUUGCAUGGAACGAUUCGAUUUGCGCGCCAAUCGCUGGGAUGUCAUCAAUUUCUGGGAGGAGCGCGAGUUUUAUGAAAUUUUCGCCGUUGACAAUAAGUUGUACAGUGUUUCCGGAGAGGCGAUUGAUCGCUACGAUGAAAUGGAGAAUAAAUGGUUGAACGCGUUUAAAUUUGCCGAGUCGCGUGAGUGGGACACGGCUAUCGGUUUGCAAAUGGUAAACUAAGAGAGAUGUGCGUGUAAUGAAAGAGCACAUUUUAAGUUAACAAGGUUUUGCAAAUUGUACCGUAAAUUGAGUUUGAAAAUCUCAAGACAAUAAGAGAUUAAAAGAUUGGGUGAUACGUCGGGUGGUAAAAUUUACAAAAUUUUAGAAAUCGACAAAAAAGUGAAAUUAUUUGCUAAGCUGGAGAAAAAACAUCACUGUUAGACAAUACUUUUAAGUCUUCCCUGUUAUGUCAAGAAGAAAUUGUUUUUGGUUUAAUUCACUCAUAUUUUAAAGCUUCAGUAGCAAAUUGGGCAUCACAUGAAAGAGAAAAAUCUGAAGAAAGAGCGAUUAAAAGAUAUGCCUCUUUUCCAGUGCUCUUUGUAGCAUCCACAAACUAAAAUAAAAUCCAAUUUCUUUGCAUGUACCGUACUUCUUUUCUGAGCGUGCACUAGUCAACCUCUCGACCCUUGAACCCAUCUGUGUACUGCUGCUAAGGAAACCCUGUUUCCUUGUAGAGAGAAUAUUUACGGCCGAAGAGGGAGUUAAGAGAGCCACACUUGCAGACAAAAAAAGGAAGGCUAAAUAUACUUUUACAAAAAGCUUGCAAAUUUUAUGGGUAUAGGUCAAAGCGUAAAUCUGUUUCACGACGAGGAUAUUGAAUAUAAGAUGGAACGCUUUCAUUAUGUCUUAGCCCUUAAAUACAAGCCUUGAGUCGAAGGAUAGAAUACUCCAUCUCUUUGUUGAGCUAAAAAACGGUCUCGAUAGCAAGAAAGGAAGCUGCGUGCCUUAGUAAUCUUUCAAUUAAUUUCAUUACCUCCAGAGUUGACUAGCAAAAGAAGCGAAUGAACGAGGCAGUGAACAAUAAUAUUAUUUUUUUCUAGUUGACAAACACUGGGAUCUCUCAACCAAAUAAAACCAGACUUUGAAGGCUACUCAUCAUUCGCUUCCUGCUCUGCGGUGCAGAAGUGUGGACAUUAACAUAAUUGCGGAAUUUCAUGUUAAUUUUUUGCAUUGGCAAUGUCAAAUAUCACACACGAUAAGGUAUAAGCUGCUCGAGAUAUACGGUGGCAUUGACACAGUUCAAAGAGGCAGAGGAAGACUUCUUGCAAAUUGGAAAGAUCGUCUUCAUUUGGUACAUCGAGUAGGUGACAAACUGCUCAUGGAAUUUUAGACGGAAGCUGGAAGUAUCUAGCUAUGGUAGCAGCCACAGGACGAAUCCAAUUUUAAGAAGGACAAAGUCGAAAGAAAUGUAUUUUUUUGUUUCAGGGAGACUUUUGACUUUUCAUUUAAUACCCAAAAGGUGCUUACAUGUAAUAGAUAAUUUUUAAUAUUUGAAUUUUUUCUUUAAUAUACAUACAUACGUAGAAUUAGAAAAAUAGUAUGCUGCAGAGAAAUCAACAACACAGUUAUUGAUUUCGACUGCAAUCAUUGUGGAAUACUCUUUCAAGUAGUCCCUUUUUAGAGAGAUGUUAUUUGGUAAUUAUUACAGAGAUUGGUAAAAGUGUGUCGCUUCUGAACGAAAUUAAGGAAGAAAGAAAUUCGAAUAUUGUAUUCUUUUAACCAUUUUUUCAAUGGAAAACUCUUUUUUAACACAAGAAAACGUACGGAAUUAAUUUUUCUCGUAAUAUAUUGCUUCCAGAGUAUAAAGAAAAGGUGUCUUAGUUUCAGUUAUGUAUAUAUGAGACAUUAGUGAUAUGAAAAUAUUUUUGAAAAAUUUUGUGAAAAGUUUAAAUUUGUUAAAAUCGAUUUAAGCGAUUAUUUUGACUUGAGUUUACUAGGAGAAUUUAAGAAUUUUCAUUACAUUGUUUUUCUGUAAAUUUUAAUUUCUUGUUUGCUAAUAUUUUUGACAAUUACGUACAUAUACGUAUCUAUCUAUAGGCAUUUUUCAAGUAUUAUCAACAUUAUUUUAUAUUUUUAAGUAUUUUCCCAAAAUUGCCAACAUGGCGGAUGAGUGACUUUUAUGAUCGCAGUACUUAUAUGCAUGCAUAACAUAUACAUAUGCAUGUAUGUGUAUGCAUGAGAAAAGAGUAGUUUAAAAUACGAAAAUGUAUCCUGUGGCAUGUUUAUGAAUCUAAAUAAAAUAAAUUUUAAAGUUGACUAUUCA
Messenger RNA from Ceratitis capitata (Mediterranean fruit fly), 4336 nucleotides. RefSeq names its product kelch-like protein diablo. Gene Ontology annotation, molecular function: protein binding. The coding region runs from base 631 to 2253 and encodes 540 amino acids. The transcript has 6 exons. The record is from RefSeq and is a predicted model, not a curated record. Lineage: Eukaryota; Metazoa; Arthropoda; Insecta; Diptera; Tephritidae.